Molecule: messenger RNA, 4200 nt
Organism: Cloeon dipterum
Lineage: Eukaryota; Metazoa; Arthropoda; Insecta; Ephemeroptera; Baetidae
Product: putative helicase MOV-10
Exons: 18
Coding region: 292-3756 (1154 amino acids)
Biological process (GO): regulatory ncRNA-mediated post-transcriptional gene silencing
Cellular component (GO): P granule; cytosol
Molecular function (GO): RNA binding; 5'-3' RNA helicase activity
Source: RefSeq, a predicted model, not a curated record
GACCUUAGUCUGUCAGUGUGUUGUGUGAGUCAGUGCGCUGCGUUAAAAGUUUGGGGAAACACCAAAAUGAUUACUCGGCCGCAAUUGCCGCAUUACUUCUUAGACUUUCUCGUUACCUUUACCGCUUGCUGGGAGCCGUGAGCUGCUAGUCAUGAAGGAAGAAGUCUACUGAUAAGUCUGUUCGAUAGACGUUUUCAACAUCCGGUGAAGGCACAAUUAACCACAAUUUAGAACAGUGUUGAUAUUGUUUUGCAGCUCUCUGUGAAGGCAGACCAACUGUACAUCGCUAAGAUGGGAUUCAAAAAUGAAGAAAUCACAAAGGAGACAAUUUCAAAAAAGAAAAUGACAUCCUACAACACAAACCUGCUUCUUUGGAGGAUGACGGAGCAUGAGCAAUGUCGUUGGCAUAAUGAUGAAUUAAAAGCUCUUUACAAAUCUGCGGUUGUACCCUUUGGCUACAAAUUUCCUGUUCACCGCAUCAUUGCAAAUCUCUUCUACAAAUCGCUCUUGGUUGCUGACAAAAAUAGCGAUGAAGAUUGCAAAUUUGCUAUGAACAAAAACAAAAUUAAACUCUGCAUUGCAAACUCCAACCAAGUAUGGCCUCCUCGUCUUAGCAAGUCAGCUAAGGAGGCUCGCCCAGGCACUGGAGGGCUGAGCAAAGAGAAGCUAGUCAUGCGAGAAGCAUCUGCAGCAACAAAGAAGCCUAAAUCUUCAAAGAAAAAUAGGAAGAAGGCAAAUAUUCAUGCGGCUCUGCGAGAAAAUGGCCUCCUUCCCAACAGCAGGCACGAAUGGAGUGUGCCAAGCCAGGUCCUGAAAGAAAACAGGAAAACAUUUCUUGACCAGCGGCAUACAAUUCAUCGCAGAAACAAGACUAGCAUUGACUUGACACCGACCCAGGAGAUUGACAUAUUAUGCUGUGAUGUCUGCAAUGCGCCCUUCGACAACAUCAACGAACUCAAUGAGCACAAUGAAACCGGUCGGCACAAGUUCAUGGUUCUCUAUUCUCAAUGCAGCGACCAAGACAAUUCUGACAAACCACCACUUGAGUUGAGUGGAGAACUCAAUUCCAUCACAAUUCAAAGCAAUGCUGGCAGUGAAGGUUCAGGUGCUCUCUGUCAAGAAUUCAUUCUGCACAAAGAUGGGAUUGUGAAAGAAAGUAUUGGUUUGGAUGUGCUUUACAACCCUAAAAUUGGGAACCAGGGCAGCUGCGUUCUGGUGGAAACACACAUCAUCAUUGGAGAUGGCAAGAUCUUGAGAGAAGAAAACCAAAGUCCAUUGAAACUUGAGCCUAAUACUGCAGGACAGAAAGUGUUUCUUCUUGAGUGCAAAUAUCCGACAUUUCUGGAUUAUGUGGUUGCUUUCAAAUUCUACUUAGUAUCUAAAGGAGAUUCUCAAGUUACCCAGGAGUUAUUUGUCAUGAAGCAAAUGAACAUUAAGAUCGACUACUGCUUCACUGCAGUUGAACCAGGUGACAAGAGGUUGAAAACGCAAGAGUUCCACAUGGAUGACAAGAAGGAUUACAACAUCAUCGAACCGCACAUUGUUGAAGUGGCACCGGUAGAGCUGCCAAAGACAAGUUUGGAUCUUGUGAGAAGACUGGGGGACUACCCAUUGCCCUGGAAAUUGAUCAGACAAUUCAAUUAUGGAUUCUCUGUUGGACCUGACCCGUAUCUUGCGUCACUGGAAAGGACACUCUCCACACUAAAUUGUUUACUUGAUGGCUCUGUGCCUUUUAACUACAAACGCUUGUUCCAACUCCUGUUGUUUCUUGAAGAACACCAGAUUCUAUGCAACUUGCGCAAGUAUGCUCUACAGUCUGCUACUCUAAGAGAAGUGCCACUAACAUUUGACUUCUAUUUGGAGGUUCCUGGGCUUGCCGAGAACCGCCCCUCUGUCCUUCCAGGUGAUGCAAUUUACAUCACGACAGAGGCUGGGAUCUUCAAAGGAUUUGUCAAGUGGGUGAAACAGACUGAAUUGAGAUUCACCAUGGGAACUAGCUUUGUCAAUAACUUCUACCCUGACAUGCUGGUUGCAGUACACUUCUCCUUCAAUAGAUCAUGCUUGAGAGUUCAACACAGAGCAAUUGAACUCAUGGACAAUAGUCCAACAAUGAUGAACACGCUUUACCCUAAUUCCUUUGGCAAGCACAAAACUGAAAUCAAAAUCAAGACCUGGUACAACCCAAGGAUUAAGGACAAUCCAAUGCAACUUCAAGCAGUUCAAAACAUUGUGAAUGGCUCAUCAAUGCCAGCUCCGUACUUGCUGUUUGGGCCCCCAGGCACUGGGAAAACUGUGACCCUAGUCGAGUGCAUCAAGCAGAUUUGUGCUCUGAAAGAAGGCUCCCACAUCUUGGCAGCUGCUCCUUCUAAUGCUGCUGCAGACCUGAUUGCGAUGAAACUCUUGGAUAACACCUCUGUCCCUCCGAGAGGCUUGAUUCGAAUUUACAGCCCCAGCGUGAACUACUCCAGAGUUCCUGCUGAACUGAAACAUGUGUGUAACUUCAAGUCUAAAUACAUCAAUUACUUCCCUGAUCGUGAACACUUGAUGAAGUAUAAAGUGAUUGUUGUCACUAUGAUUUGUGCUGGAAGAUUCUUCAGUGGGAACUUUCCUCAAGGACAUUUCACCCACAUUUUCAUAGAUGAGUGUGGGCAUGGAAUGGAGCCAAGUGCAUUAGUCCCUAUUGCUGGCCUGCAAGGACCAGUUAGCAAACCAAGUCAGAUCGUGCUCUCUGGGGAUCCGAAGCAGCUGGGACCCAUUAUUCAAUCCCCGAUGGCAAAUGCAUUUGGCCUUGGAGAUUCGCUGCUAGUAAGGCUGAUGGAGACUGAACUUUACAGAAAGGAUGUGACUGGUUACAAUGCUAAUGUGCUCACCAAGUUGACCUACAACUAUCGAUCCCAUCCACACAUUUUGAAAGUUCCAAACGAGCUCUUCUACGAUGGCGAAUUAAUUCCUUGUGGUGAUUUGGAGAUCAUUUCUUCUGCUUGCAAACUGAAGUGGCUCCCGCGGCCAAAUUUCCCCUUGAUCUUCCAUGGUUUGAAGGGACGAGAUGAACAACAUCCAAACUCUCCCAGCUAUUUCAACCGCGGAGAAGCGCAUGAAGUCCUUCAGUACGUGAGGAAAGUCCUUACCUCUGAUUUCAAUGGCAAAUUCCUCAAGCAAGGUGAAAUUGGCGUUGUGAGUCCAUACCGAGGACAACUCAACAAAAUCAGGAGAAUUCUCGAGGACAACGGCUUUGGUGAUGUCAGCGUUGGAUCUGUCGAAGAAUUCCAAGGUCAGGAGAGGCGUGUCAUCAUUAUAUCAACUGUGAGGUCAAACCCUGCCAAACUUCAGCUUGACCACAAGUUCAGCCUUGGAUUUGUCAGAGAACCAAAGAGGUUCAAUGUUGCUGUGACAAGAGCCAGUGCUCUGUUGAUUGUGAUUGGAAAUCCACACAUACUACAGGAAGAUCCAAAUUGGCGUAGCCUUUUGGAGUUCAUCUUUGAGAAUGGUGGCUACACUCACACAGACUGCCCAUUCAAAUUGGGAAAAAUGACUCCACUCCAAAGUCAAGGUGGGCUUGGAGCCGCUACAAUCAAUAAAUCGAUUUGGGAGCAAAAGUUGAAGGUCGAAGAAGCGAUCUUGAAGAUGGAAGAAGAGGAAAAAGAACGCUAUUCCUAUGAGCAGAAGCCACUGACAUGUGACACGGAGACUGAAAAUCUGGUCAGAGAUAUCAACAGACUAGUACUAACUCCUAACAUUUUCUCAGAUCGAUGCUAAGCCGAUUUUAUUUUGGCUAAUGAAGAUGUCAAUACAGUAGAGUGCUCAACGGUGCGUUGCAGUAUCAAUUAUUCCUGUGUCAUUAUUUGUUUUGCACAAACGGUUAUUUGAUGAAAUUUAUUUGUUUCUGGGUCUACAUAUUUAUGACGAUUUUUGUUACCUUCUCUUAGUUUAGUAUUUCCCAUUGAGCCACAAAAUAGGCUAUCUAUCUUUUGACACUACUUUUUAAAGAAGUCCAGCUCGUUGAAUUUUCUGAAGUGUUGUUACACCGUGCCUUUCACUGUUCAUUGUCUCAAUUGUGAGCAUCAUAACCUGUUUGUGGAUCAAGAAAAAUAUUUUCUAUAAUUGCUAUAUCUAUAAAGCAAGUAAGCUAUUUUAAUGUGACCAUAAUGAACAUUCUAAAUAAAGGAGCUAAAAUGAAAUAAUGUGAUAACAUAAAGCUAU